Messenger RNA from Cajanus cajan (pigeon pea), 2745 nucleotides. The record is from RefSeq and is a predicted model, not a curated record. Lineage: Eukaryota; Viridiplantae; Streptophyta; Magnoliopsida; Fabales; Fabaceae.
AUCAUUAUCAUUAUCAUUUUCUUAUUCUUAUUCUUAUUUAUUUCAUUUUAAUUUUAACUUUAAUUUUAAUUUUGUGAGGUUAUUUCUUUAUUCUAAUUGGCCCCAUAACAUCGCGGUCUAAUCUUGUCAGGAUUUUUUAAUUACUUUGCUUUCAAAACCGAUUCAAAUUCAACCUAAUUAAAUAGGAAUCUGUGGAUUAUCGAAUCAGAAAAUUCGGUGUGAAUUAAUUGGAUAUGAAACUGUUCCUUUUGGGGGUGAUUGUGUGACAGUGUUGCGGAGGAGAGGCUAUUGUGGCGGCAUGGGGAGUAGGGUUAAGCAGGGGAAAGGAUUGCAGAAGAUGAUGAAGUGUCUGUGCCUGAGGGAGCCAUUGAAAGGAGAAGAUAAAAAGGUUCCUUCCGCGGAAUCUCUUGCAAUCAAGGAAUUUUAUUCUCCAACGGCAGGCCGUUCUGGUAUCGGUAGAGAAAUUGAGACGGGGUCGGCUUCCGGCAACAUAGGAGAAGUCGAAUUGUUCAUGCGUGAGAGUGGCAUCUUGGACAAUGAGGAAGCUAGAGCUUUGUUAGCGAAAGAUGAAUAUCAGGACGGGAAUAUAGAAGCUGCUUUACGUAUUUAUGAGAGAAUAAACAUUGGUGCUGUGACUCACAAGAUCAGAAUUUUCCUAGCCAAAAGCAGAGAACGCCGUAAGAAACAGUCUCAUUAUUAUGCUACUCCUCCAAUGUCCAUAUACACGGCUGGAUUAAUGUUGGAAGCAGUUUUCCUGAAAGCAAAAUGUUUGCAGCAUCUAGGGAGGUUUGAAGAAGCUGCCCAAACUUGUAAAGUUAUUCUGGACAUCGUUGAGUCUUCAUCAAAUGAAGGCUUGCCUCAAAAUUUUGGCGGAGAGUGUAAAUUUCAGGAGACUUUGAGAAAGGCAGUUGAGCUACUUCCUGAAUUUUGGAAGCUUACCGAGUCUCCACGUGAAGUUAUCUUGUCUUACCGUCGUGCAAUUCUUCACCAGUGGAAUCUUGAUGCAAAAACCAUAGCAAAGAUUCAAAAAGAAUUUGUUAUUUUUCUUCUAUAUAGUGGAGGGGAAGCAAUCCCCUCAAAUCUUCGUUCUCAUAUGGACAGCUCGUUUGUACCCAAAAGCAACUUAGAAGAGGCUAUACUUCUUUUAAUGAUUUUGCUAAGAAAAAUAUCUCUAAAUAAAAUUGAGUGGGAUCCGUCAAUUUUGGAUCACCUUUCAUUUGCUCUAUCUGUUUCAGGAGAUUUGUCAACUUUAGCCAAUCAAUGGGAAGAAUUACUCCCUGGAACUAUCAAUCGAAGAGAAAGGUACCAUGCCCUUGCUCUUUGUUAUUAUGGCGCAGGUAAUGACUUGGUAGCACUGAAUCUUCUUAGGAAAUUGUUGAGUAGUAGUGAGGACCCAAAACAUGUUUCUGCUUUGUUAAUGGCUUCCAAGAUUUGUUGUGAGCACCCUGAUCUUGCAAAAGAUGGGUCAAGCCUAGCCCGCAAAGUGCUUGAUUACUUGGACGGAAAAUGUGAUCAGUUGGAAAGUCUUGCCAGUUUCUUACUCGGUGUUUCACUGUCAGCACACUCAAAAUUUGCUAUUUCUGAUUCUGAGAGGUUUGAGAGUCAAUCUGAGGCACUUCAUUCCCUGGAAACUGCGAGUAAAGUGACCCGAAUGAGUAACCCCCUUGUAAUAUACUAUUUGAGUUUAGAAUGUGCAGAGCAAAGGAAGUUGGAUGAUGCACUUCAUUAUGCAAAAUGCUUUCUAGACUUGGAAGGUGGGUCUAAUGUUCAAGGGUGGUUAUUGUUAGCCCGGAUAUUAUCGGCUCAAAAACAGUUUUUGGAUGCUGAAUCUAUUGUCAAUGAUGCUUUGGAUCAGACUGGAAUAUGGGAUCAAGGAGAGUUAUUGCGAACAAAAGCUAAACUGCAAAUUGCACAAGGCCAGUUGAAGAGUGCCAUUGAAACAUACACUCAGCUUCUUGCUAUUCUCCUGGUUCAGAGAAAGUCUUUUGGUUCAAGGAAGAAGCUGUAUAAGGACUACAUAGAUCAUGCUAGGAACAUGGAAGUGGAAAUAUGGCAUGAUCUUGCUUAUGUAUACAUAAGUCUGUCACGGUGGCAUGAUGCAGAGGUGUGUCUUUCGAAAUCUAAGGCCAUCAAACUAUACUCUGCUUCUAGAUGUCAUGCUAUAGGUACAAUGUACGAAACAAAGGGCCUUUACAAAGAGGCUUUAAAAGUUCUUCGUGAUGCUUUGAGCAUUGAUCCCGACCAUGUCCCCAGCUUGAUCUCUACUGCAGUGGUUCUUAGAAUGUGCAGUGAUCGAUCAAAUCCUGCUAUCAGGAGCUUUCUGAUGGAUGCACUACGGCAUGACAGAUUUAACGUUUCUGCUUGGUAUAAUCUUGGCAUUCUUCACAAGGAUGAGGGUUCAAUGCGAGAAGCUGCAGAAUGUUUUGAGACAGCAAACUUUCUUGAAGAAUCGGCUCCAGUUGAACCUUUCAGAUAACCGACUACUCUGCGCAUUUUUUAUUCAAUCUCACGCCCUUUGAUGUAUUCUUUGUGAAAAUUGUGACAAGCUGUAAAAUUCAGGUGAGUUUCAUAUUUUAUUUGGUGGAUCUCAUUCGGAUCCACAUAAAUUUUAAGCAAUACGAAAAUAUGUUUAAAAAAGAGUGUCAAACUGUCCAUGAAUGUGUUACUGCCGCCACUUCUUGUUCAUGUACAGUUGUGUUCUGACAACAGUACAGGUCAAAUAAAAAAAGCAUGCUUUCAUGAUUU